Pochonia chlamydosporia 170 is the source of this 858-nucleotide messenger RNA. RefSeq names its product AIG2-like family domain-containing protein. The record is from RefSeq and is a predicted model, not a curated record. NCBI's taxonomy places the organism in Eukaryota, Fungi, Ascomycota, Sordariomycetes, Hypocreales, Clavicipitaceae. Bases 1 to 858 code for a protein of 285 amino acids. The transcript has a single exon.
AUGACUCUCCUAUGCGCCAAAUGUGCGGCGGACCAACAAGGAAGAGCCUCUACUUCCAAUGCAGCUUCUACUUCCAACGCAACCUCAUCAACCACCCCAACCCCCAUUUUCGUCUACGGCACCUUCGUCAGUCUUCACGCACUGGCAGAAAUCCUGACAGGCUACUGCGAUGAAGACGCUGUCUCAGCCAUACUACCACUGGUAAGAUGGGCAAAAGUGGACAACUACGCUCGGUUCCGUCUCCGGGGAUGCAGAUUUCCUGGCGCGGUUGCAGUUCCAGGGUCCAGCAUAUCCGGCUAUUUAGUCACGCUGGAGCACGACUGGCAGAGAGGAAAUCUGGAAUGGUACGAGGGCGAGCUCUUCCAGGCUGCACCGGUCCAAGCUCAUGUUUUGGACGAUGAUAGAGAACCUACGGGGGAGGUGGUGCAAGCUGAGAUGUAUGUCUGGGACGGACCCCUCGAGCAGGUCAUUCCUGUGUCGUGGGAUGUGCAGGCUUAUCUUGAGGAGGAGUUUCGGGUGAUUAAUGGGGUGAGAGGUAGAGAUGGUGAUGAAGAGGGGGAAUACGAGGAGGAGGAAAGCAAAGAGGACGAAGAGAAGGAAGAGGAGGAAGAAGAAGACACAGGGGAGGGAGAGGGGAAGGGGAAAGACCGCCAAAUGCUUGAGACAAGGACUGGAUGGGCGAUUUCUAGAUGGGUGCGUGCUGAAUUAGCGCGUUGUGAACCGUCAAGUUCUGGAUCAUCGAGUACUGAAUGGGCGAGUGAUGAAGAUACAUAUGUUGGGAACGAAGACGAGCAUUCUUCUGAAGAGAUUCGGAGAGGCAAUGAAGGUAGGCGGCUGCGAUCGUUCUUUCGGCGCUGA